Molecule: messenger RNA, 999 nt
Organism: Capsicum annuum
Lineage: Eukaryota; Viridiplantae; Streptophyta; Magnoliopsida; Solanales; Solanaceae
Product: 50S ribosomal protein L6, chloroplastic
Exons: 3
Coding region: 162-848 (228 amino acids)
Biological process (GO): translation
Cellular component (GO): ribosome
Molecular function (GO): rRNA binding; structural constituent of ribosome
Source: RefSeq, a predicted model, not a curated record
AAGUGAAAACUUUGCAAAAAGAGGGGGGAAUAUUUGUCAUAUAGGUAAAGUAGGAUAAGGGGUGAAAUUGACAAUAUACCCCAUUAAUGUGCAAAGGCAAAAGGGGUCUAUCCACUAAACAAACCAGAUAAGCAGCUUGUAAAUUGCAGGCAAAUUCAAGAAUGAGUAGCUCUUCACUCACUGCUUCUUUACAUACUAGUACUACUUUAAGGUCUCCUUUUGUAGGGAGUUUGAAUGGGUUUCGUGUAUCGAGUGUUGCUGUUCGUCGUGUUGGUUUUGUGAGGAAGACGAUCGAAUGUAAAGAAUCAAGAAUCGGUAAGCAACCAAUAGCAGUACCUUCCAAUGUGACACUCACAAUGGAGGGCCAAGAUUUGAAAGUUAAGGGACCUCUUGGAGAGAUGGCCAUAACUUAUCCACGAGAAGUGAAGCUUGAGAAGGAAGAUGGAGGUAUUCUAAGGGUCAGAAAAGCCGUGGAGACAAGACGGGCAAAUCAAAUGCAUGGUUUAUUCAGGACUCUCACCGAUAACAUGGUGGUCGGUGUCUCCAAAGGGUUCGAGAAGAAACUUCAAUUGAUAGGUGUUGGAUAUCGUGCAACGCUCGAAGGAAAAGACAUAGUUCUCAAUCUUGGAUUUUCACAUCCAGUUAGGAUGGAAAUUCCUGCUGGACUGCAAGUUAAGGUUGAAGAAAACACCAGAAUCACUGUAAGUGGUUACGAUAAGUCGGCCAUCGGCCAAUUUGCAGCUUCAAUAAGAAAAUGGAGACCUCCAGAGCCAUACAAAGGUAAAGGAGUGAAAUAUGCUGAUGAAAUAGUUAGAAGAAAAGAAGGUAAAGCAGGCAAGAAGAAGUAAAUGGUACAUUUUGUUAUUUCUAUUUUUCUAGAGCUAUUUUGAAGUUAGGUUCAUUUUGAAGUGACUUGACAAUUUGUUAAUCUUGUAUCCCUUUGACAAUUUGAAAUUGUAUGUAAUAUUCAUGGAGGUGGUUUCUUUUUUUGGUUUUCCA